Dryobates pubescens (Downy woodpecker) is the source of this 1482-nucleotide messenger RNA. RefSeq lists its product as uncharacterized. The coding region runs from base 1 to 1482 and encodes 493 amino acids. The transcript is spliced from 10 exons. Gene Ontology annotation, biological process: regulation of attachment of spindle microtubules to kinetochore; cell division. The record is from RefSeq and is a predicted model, not a curated record. NCBI's taxonomy places the organism in Eukaryota, Metazoa, Chordata, Aves, Piciformes, Picidae.
AUGUGGGCCGAUAGAGUCUCCGGCGCACAGGAGCGGCCCCGGCGCCCUCGCUUACCCCUGCAGGAGCUGCGGCUGCAAUCGCGGGCGGACACCGAGCACACCAGCCUCACGCCGUUAUUCCGUCGACUGCGGCUUAAGGUCGAUCACUGCAUCCCUCCCAUGUCCAGUGUCACCCCUGUGGCCACCGCGGCCGCCGGCACCAGCGUCACCCCUGUGGCCACCGCGGCCGCCGGCACCAGCGUCACCCCUGUGGCCACCGCGGCCGCCGGCACCAGCGUCACCCCUGUGGCCACCGCGGCCGCCGGCACCAGCGUCACCCCUGUGGCCACCGCGGCCGCCGGCACCAGCGUCACCCCUGUGGCCACCGCGGCCGCCGGCACCAGCGUCACCCCUGUGGCCACCGCGGCCGCCGGCACCUGUAUCACCCCUGUGCCCACCGCGGCCGCCGGCACCUGUAUCACCCCACGGGAGCUGUGGGAGAGGAGCAUGAACACAUCCAUCAGCAGCCUCGUCUGCAGCAAGGACAGCGCUACUCAAACGGACUCCCUGCUUUGGCACUCUCCCCAGGAGCAGCUGAAGUCCUUGCCACGGGCAGAGCUGGAGGGGCGACUGGAGAGCUGCCUCAUUAUUAUCGAAGCCCUCUCGCUCCGGCAGCAAGACUGGCAGGAGAGCCGGAGGGCACUGCCCAGCGUGGGCCCAGCUGAGCAGAGGGAUGUGCUCACACAGACAGACGUCAUUCACCCCAAAGGGGAGGAGGAGAUGUACCGCAACCUCUACCUGGACCUGUGGAGGAAAAUGGAGGCUCUGCAGUGGCAGCGGGGAACGGAGGAGGGCCUGCAGCGUGAGCUGGGGCUGGCAAACACAAGCACGAGCACCUGGAGAAGUCAGAGGCUCCUGCUACAGGGCCUUGUAGAUGACACUUUUCAGAGCUUGCAGGAUGAGCAGAGAGUCCUUACUGAGGAGCAGGAGCAGGUGUCAUGGUGUAUGGCUGUGCUUGCCAAGGUGCCUGCCAAGCUGCGGAGCUGCCUGGAGGAGCGGGAUGUCAUGAGGCAGCGAGCAGAAGAAGCCCUCAGAGCCAAGGAGGAGGGAGAUCGUUGCCUGGAGGCAUUCACUGCCCAUGCCAGCACUCAGAUCAGCACCCGUGACCAGAGGCUGGCCUCCCAGCAAGAGCUGGGCACACUGCUGGAAGAUGCCAUUGACCAGCAGGCAUCCCUAGCUGCUGAGGCUCAGACUUUGCAGGAAUUCAUAGAUGUCACCUUUGAAAAUCUAGAGGAGGAAAGGAAAGCUCUGGAUGUGGAGUGGGAGCAGGUGAUAGCCUUGGUGCCCAGGUGCCAAGCUAUGCUGGAGAGGGUGCCUGGUAAGCUUCGGAGCUGCUUGGAGGAGCGGGAUGCCCUGAGGCAGCAAGCCAAUGAAAUUCUUCAAGCCAACAAGGAGGUAGGGAGUUGCCUAGUGCUGAACUGUGCCUGGGAUGCUCCUGUGUAG